Molecule: messenger RNA, 975 nt
Organism: Pochonia chlamydosporia 170
Lineage: Eukaryota; Fungi; Ascomycota; Sordariomycetes; Hypocreales; Clavicipitaceae
Product: glutamate-cysteine ligase regulatory subunit
Exons: 1
Coding region: 1-975 (324 amino acids)
Biological process (GO): glutathione biosynthetic process
Cellular component (GO): glutamate-cysteine ligase complex
Molecular function (GO): glutamate-cysteine ligase catalytic subunit binding; enzyme regulator activity
Source: RefSeq, a predicted model, not a curated record
AUGACCUCUGGGCCAUCGAUCAUUCGAAAGUCGGGCGGCAACAACAGAUCGAAUCUCGAACUUGUAAAUUCUCUCCGCGACAAUUUUUCCGAGGCCAAGCGCGACUAUGCCACUGCCAAUGCCAAUGCUAACGGCAACGGCAACGGCACCGGCAGCGUCAAUGGCGCCAAUGGUGUCAACGGCAUCACAAACGGAAACGGCAAUGGUAUUCGCAGCGGAACGUCGACGCCGCCCACGCCGGUCGAAGUUUGGACUGAGAGGGAUGGCAAAGUGUUAUACAUUCCCCGAAUCAAUUGGCAGGCGGCCGGACUGAGAGACGAGCGAAACCAAUACGAAAUCACCGUAAAGAUCUUCCUGCUACCAGGCACGUCCGUUAACCAGCGCGAGCAGUAUAUUCGUGACGCUCUGGCUCUUGCCAGCAAGGAACUGGGCAUUCAAACAAUUGACUUGCUCGUCGCGUCCUUCCCCGGCAUAUCCUUUGAAGGAACCUGUGAGUGGGAGGCCGACAAGAAGAAUGCCCACCAAGGCAAUCUGGACGAGGAGUUGGCUACUUGGCAGAUCUUUGAGAACCUGCACAAUCAAGGAGUCGUCAAAAGACUAGGAGUAUCCGAGUUUGGCAGCGAGAAACUAAGCGCAUUCAUCAAGCGUGCUUCCAUUCCUCCGGCUGUUGACCAGAUCAACUUGCACGAUUGCUGCAAUGUCCCACCUCCUCUCAAGCAGCUAGCAGAAGUCCAUGGCAUUGAGCUAAAUGUUCACCGCGACUGCACAGACAUUCUGCCUCCUGGAACUCUACGGGAGCUCCUUGGCUCAGGAAUCCGAGGAGCCAAUGUGUUGGCUGAUGCGGAAAAUGGCGGUGUUGGACUGCAGGGGAAUAUUGUUCCCCAAUGGGUUGCUCGGUAUAUGGCGUUCGUGCGAGACCGCGGUGUGAUUGAGAACAAGGGUUACUUCGCAGGUGCGGAACUUGUCGAAGGUUAA